AUGGGAAGCAGUCUAGCUGCGUCGAACACCAGCCCAUCUGCUGCUGAAGAAGUGCUUUCAAAAUGCAAGAUCCCUGCAAGAGUUACCACAGAAGAAGAGGAGAAGGCGCCCCCUCGUGAGAAAAGUUCAGAAAGCGAUGCAAAACAAGCUUUACGUAAGGUAACAGAGAAACAAAAGGUAGACGAUCCUUUGGAGAGCAGUGGAAUUUCAGGGACGAAACUGGACUCAGCUCAUGAAACACUUCUUAAGAAUGAAAACAGAGAAGCUAGUUUGGAUAAUAAGGGUUCUGUAGCUGCAUCUAAGGGUUCUGUAGGUACAUCAAAGGAUUUCAAGGAGGCACACAUUGAGGAAUCUUUAGGGGUAAAACAGGACGCUAUAGUGAUAGAAAAUGAGAAGAGUUUGACAGUACAGGAAUGCCCUGAGCAAACUAAGUCUAUUCAUAAACAUGAUGAUGAAAUUUGUUCAGAAAAAGACGAAAGUCCAGUCAAGCGUGAUCUAGCCUGCCAAGAUGAUGCUGGUACUUCUAAAUAUGUGAGUGAAACAGAAGAAACAACUGAGCAUGCUCAGAAAUCUACAGAUGACGCAACAAAGAGCAAACCACAUGCGCCAGGAGUCGACUCGUUCAAAGCAAAAAGGCUUCGUUUGGAUCAAAUCACCGGGAAGCUUUCGAUUCAAAGACAAACUCAGAUCACAGCGAAACGUGAGGUCAUUAAACAAAAACUAGAUCAUCUCAAAUCAGAAGAGAUCACCAAAAGUUCACGUGUGUCCCCGCAAAGUUAUCAACAGAUGUCCCCCAAUCCCCCACCAUACCACUGUGUUUCAGCGCCCACCCCUCGUAUGCCCCCACAAUAUGUGGAGCGGUACCCUGCCCCAACGCUUCUUACCUAUGGUGCACCUACUCAAUGCACUGGUCCAUGUUGUACAUACCCCCCUGGAAAUUCAUACCCUCCUGUCAGUUCAUGUGGAUAUCAUCUGAGUCCAGGGGGGUUGCCUCGUGAAACCUAUGUGGUGUAUGGUCCAGGGGCGCAGACGUAUCAUCCCGUUAUUGCUCCAACAAUCACCUCUGCCCCAUGUAAGUAAAAUGUUGUUUUCACAAGUUAUCUGGCUCUUUGUGAUAGCCAUUGAACUAUAUAAGUCAGUGGCGGAAAUCUUGGUGGGGCGGGAGGGCGACCGCCCCCCCCCCCCACCCCCACCUUCACGGAAAAUUGACGAAUUUUCGGAAAUUUUGACCUAAAAGAGGGCAAAUUCUGACCUAAAAGACGGCUAAAAACAGUCGUUUCGAGUGCAAAUGGGGGUUUUCUAGGAAAUUUGAAAGUUUUGUCGGAAGCUUUGCCCCUACUGGGUUGACGUCCGGCAAUAGCUCUUCAAUUUGCACCAUCUUUGGCUUCACUUUUUGGACUCGAGGAAAAAACUAACUAGGAAAAUCAAUGAAACAAUAGAAGCAUAAUUCAAUGUUAAUUUUUUAACAUUUGUACUGUUAAAAAUAUUGAGUUUACUUAUCUUGAAUUAUGCUUAAUUGAUUUUCCUAGUUGUUUUUUCAAUUAAAAGGUUGUAGUGCACCAUAAAAACCAUCGUUCAAAAAGCUGAACUGCGCCUUGAAUGUAUUCCUCUAGGUAGCUGUUGCUUCCCUAGCCUUCCCACGGCUGUUCUUCACGAUUCUGGACAUCAAAGUGCUCAUUCGUUGGUUCGUCUGAUGCAAGUAGAACAACGCUCUCUUCCUGGUCCUGUCGUGUACACACAGACCGCAGACCCUAGAGGUCUAUCUCCCAGGGGAAUUUCUCCCAAGGGUAUUUCACCCGAUGGCCGAAAGAUGGCUCGUACUCAUAUGUCGAAGAAAGCGGAGCAGGAGCCUGGGAUCAAGCACAGUGCUCGGCAGGAUAAAAUGAGCAUUGAGGGGAAACAUGGGAUAAGGUAAUAAAAGUGGUUAGUGUAUCUCUGUGACAUUGUGGCAAUGGUUUAAUAUACAGUUGUCUCAUUAUAAUUUCAUCUCAGUCACAUGUGAGAAAAGUACUUUCAGUUUGACUCUACCUAACACUCCAGGUUUCUUCUGAGUACUUCAGUUUCCUCCUGUAGUAGCACUAGAUCGAUAAGGAAUGGAUUAUUCCUGCAAUAUUUUUAAUUUUGGUCUAGGCAAGAAAUACGAAAUCCAUCACCACAGCCAGAAAGAGCAUGUUACAAUUAGUAAAAUUGCGAAAUGUUGUAAAAUGAGGAAAGUAUAGCCCUGCGAAAUUUUCAAAUUUUGUAUUAAUUUGUAUUACGCGUGGAAAAUACACCACUUUCGGCCCAAAUGUGGUGCAUUUUCCCGCGGGUAAUACAAAUUACUACAAAAUUUGCAAAUUUCGCAGGGUUAUAUUUUCCGUAUUUUACAACAUUUCGCGGCCAAACUUUGCAAUUUUACUAAUUUUAACAUGCUCUUUCUAGCUGUGGUGAUGGAUUUUGUUCUUCUUGCCUAGAUCAAAAUGUAGUCUGGAGAACAGUUACCUCGUUUCCAGGCUUUCUCCUGUAAUUUUCAUCAAACAAUUUGCAUCAACUACUGUCACAUUUUACUGCAAAUAUGAGUCAGUUCCAUCAAACAUUUCUUACAAAUCCAUCAAAAUUCUUAGAAUUAUUUCUAAUAUUGAUAGCGCAAUAUAUAGUAUUACUAUAUGAUACGAAAUAGAUGAUACACAACAUGUUCAAGUCAUUGUGUUAAAAUGUAAUAGUAGAAAACAAACAACCAAAUAAAUACUUUCGACAUUUGAUUGACUGAGUAUCUACUGGUUUUCAAUAUUUUGAAAGAUAUCCAUUUCAGAGAAAAGUACAAAUUGAUUUGCCGUCUCUGAUUUGCAGUAAAAUGUGACAGUAGUUGAUGCAAAUGGGUAAUGUUUGAUGAAAAUGAACAACGAAUAUAAAGGUACAGUGAAUGCGAUGGGAAACAAUGAUGCAGUGAUCUCAACAUCUAUUUAGGGGAAUUAAAAACGGAUCAAUUGACUUUAUCGCCCGCUAUAUGCAUUGGAUGGCGGAUCAUCAAAUUGCAAUUUGAAUAUACGCCCUCGUGCACCCUUUCAAAGUGUAAAAAGCAGUCAGAAGUAUCGGAAAUUUCGAAAUUUUUGCUUUUUGUCAAAACGCUAUACUAAAUUUCGUUUUUAAAUAGCGCAUUGGUAUUACAAACGGGAAAUUGAUAAUCAGAUGAUCAAACUGAUUAUCAAUUUCCCAUUUGUAGACAUUUGUAAUACAAAAUGACUGAAAAACUGCAAAUUUCGCAAGGCUAUAUUAUCCGCAUUUUACAACAUUUCGCAACGAAACUUCGGAAUAUUACUAAUUUUGUGAUGCUCUUUCAAGCUGUGAUGAAAUUGUUGCCCAGACUAGUCUAGAUCAAAAUUUCAAUUAAAAGGGGAAAGGUUAAAGGGGAAGUCAAGUCCGUUCUGCGCAUCGGUUCUGCGCAUAACAAUAGAGGGCCCCCAAAUUUUGAAUGUUUCGAAUUUUUCUGAACACAAACUCUAUUUCAUAUUCAUGUAGAAGCAUAACGAACCAAAAUGGUGUUAGAUAUUCAGACAGUACAUCAUAUUUUAAAAAAUACAGCAGUUCAAAAUGUAAACAAACCGUUUGUUUACAUUACGGACUUGACUUCCCCUUUAAUUCUCGCCCACAGCAGGUUUCGUCGUCGGUCACCCGCAGUCAAAACGCUGACAUCUAAUAAAAUUUGCAUAAAAAAUUAUACAUUCUGAGUUUGCUUCGAAUACGAGAGCAAAGCAAGAGCACAGGCACAGCAAAAGUUCACAAAUGUUCAAACUACAAUAGCGACGUCAGAGUAAAACCUGUGAAUGUGAAAACUGAUAUCUAAAGGUAAAGCGAAAUUUGUAGCAAAUAAGCGAAUAUAUGUCGUAGCAUUGAUGUGAACGAGCCAACAUAAGAUAGACAACACAACGUAUGUUGUAGAGAUCGUAUUAUUGCUUCUAAAUUCGUCGACGUUUUCUAGUGAUGUACGUACCUUGUGGCAACAACACUUUUGAGGUGUUUCCUGCGAUAUUUGUAGCGGGCAGUUAAUUAAAUGGAUCAAAUUAAAGACGAAAUAAAAAACGCUUUAGAGCGUGUUGGUUAUACGUACGAAGUGCAUCUUGCUAGAGGAUCCUUUGGUCAAGUUUUUCAAGUCAGACAGUCUACGGACGGCUAUAGAUACGCUGUAAAAAUGAUCCCAAUUCAACACGGCUAUAAUGCAAAAUACAACAAACGAGAACUUGAACUGAUUACUGAGGAAAAACUAUCGCAACCAAACAUUGUUAAAUAUUAUCGUGUUUGGCCUAUGACUAUUGAUAAAAAUGCAUUUCUUUGUAUUCAAAUGGAGCUAUGUAGCGCUGCCUUGGAAGGGUUUGUCUAUAACAACAAAAUGGGUGGCGUAGAAAUUAUCAAAACUCAAGGUCCACCGCGCUUUUAUCAACAAGUUUUUCCUCAAAUAUUAAAUGGACUGGAUGCUAUGCACUCAAUUGGCUGGGUACAUCGCGACAUUCAUGUCGGCAAUAUUUUGGUUGCAAAUCCGAAUCCACGUGAAAUAAGUGAAAUUAUUGUUAAGAUUGCUGAUUUUGGUUUGGCAAGAAAAAUAAAGCCAGAAUUUGACACUUUUACAUCCCUAUCUGCUUUCCCACUGGGUACAGGACUAUUCACAGCGCCAGAGCUUUCCAGCGAAAAUUAUGAUAGCAAAGUGGACAUAUACAGUGCAGGUAUUGUGUUGUAUUUCCUAAGUCGUUACCUGGAAGAUAAAACGCGAUGGAGGGCAGAAAUUGUCGAACUACGCAAGGGAAAUCGUGAUGUGGAGCAUUUGUAUUAUCAAGACGACAUCAAGUUGUCCAAUUUAUUUUUACGUCUCCUGAAAGACGAUCCCAAAGAACGGCCAACCGCUAUAGAAGCUUUGGAAUUCUGGCUAUCCCAGGGUGUGCCAAAAGCGGAUUUUCUUGUACAGAAAUUCGGAGGGCGUUUUUGGAAACGUUGCUCUUUGGAAAAUCCUACGUUAGCUACUUUAAAGACAGCUAUAGAAAGAUGCACAGAAGUCAAUGCUGAGACUCAAGUCAUUUGGAAGAAGAAAAUUAUUGGAGAUGCAGAGCAACUGAUUAGGAUAGAAUCUGAUCAAGAUGUUCAUGAUAUGUUUCAGGAGGCUGAACCAGAAAAAGCAAGGAGCCUGAUUGUUGUGUCAGAAAUGGAGAAUAUGGACAAAAUGGACGUGAAUACUAUUGACAUUCUUUAACGUAGUUAACAUUUUCCACGUUUUGCAUUUUAACUAAGAACACGUUUUGAUGGACUCUGUGUUCAUUGCUAUAUAUCGUUACGAGUACGGGGCAUACUCCCAAAAAUAUUCCAAAUAUUCCAAUGCUCCAAAAAUGGUAAAAUCCUGUAUUCUUGAACGUAUAUAAUAUAUUAACAAAAUUAAUUAAAAUACCCUUGAAAAAGUCAGCCCUAUAGGCUAUAUAAAACAUCAGCCCUGAUAAAAAAUCAGCCCUAUAGAGUAUAGGCUAUAUAUCUUUCUACAUGUAUAUAAACUUAUUUAAAAAUGUAGGCAUUGCAACUUUAGUCUGGGUGGACCUUUUUGUAGUAUUUAAGUCAUCAAUAUAACUUACGGAAACCACUGAGUAUUUUAAUAAAAUAAUAAAUCUGAAAUCUUUAACCACAUCACAUUAUGCGAUCAUUUUCAACAUCAUUAAAUCUAUUUUAGAACUAUUUCUUAACAACGAAGUUCACUCAACUCCCACAUUUAUAUUACCAGAAUAUAUAUUUAAUAACUUUCGAAUCAUUGACAGAUCUGACCAUUGGUCCUUAUUACAUUUAGCAAAACAAUAUAUAUCGACUUCAAAGCCACAGUAAGCCAUAGCAUCCCUGAUGUUUGAAGCUGAUCCGUUUUCAACAGCCUUGGAAACCAUUUCAUUAUUUUGAGACUGUGACCUUGUUUUUUUAAUCGCACCAAGUGAUCCAUUAGCAAAACAUUGUGUGUUGACUUCAAAGCCACAGUAAGCCAUAGCAUUCCUGAUGUUUAAAGCUAAUAAGUUUUCUGUUGCCUUGGAAAAUGUGUUUUAAACUAACAAACAAAACUUAACUAAACACUCGCUCUCGACUUCUACGAGACGAUAGUUGAUUCAAGCUUCUCCCUCACAAUUAUAAUUUCAAAAAAAUUUUAAGCUCGUAAUCUAAUUGUCAAAUAUUUGGUUAACGUUUUUGAAUCAAUAUGAAGUCAAUGUGUUGCCUUGAAGUAAAAAGAUUUUUACCCCUGGCAAUACCGAAUAAAGCAUUAAAAAUGUCAGCGUCAUUUUGAAUGCUUGAAUUGUAAGAGUUAUAAAAUAAAAACUCGCUAGGUGAUAAUACAUAAAUGAGGCAGUUGUGGUUCGUUCAGUGUUACCACUCUAACAGUUGGUUUCUUGCGACAAAAAAAGUUCUGUAGUGGGAACACUAACAUUAAAAUCCAAAGCGGUUCACGUUUUUUUAUCAGACCUCUGUGCUGGGAAACAAACUAUAUACGUAAGUACGUUUGUUGCGUAUUAAAUUCUUUUUAUUAGUGUUAUAUUUUAAUUUGUGAUUGAUAGUCUGGUUCUCAACUCUAUACUAUAGCUAAAACGUUCGGCAUCAUGGAACAUAUAAAGAAGGAGGAUUUACAACCAGUUCUCAACAACCAUGGUUAUGAAUGUGAAGAUUUUCUGGGUCGUGGAAGUUACGGUAAAGUGUUUCGAGUUUCUCAAGGCACUGGUCCUAAUCCUCAAAAAUUCGCAAUGAAAUUUCUUGAUACUGUUAAACGCGACGAACAUGACCCACAAAAAUAUAACAAGCGAGAACUUGACUUACUCCAAGAAAUUCGUAUAUCGAAACCAAACGUUGUCGAGUAUCACGAAAACUGGAAUUUGACCGUCUGUGGAAUUGAAAUUCUGUGUAUUAGAAUGGAGCUAUGCUGGUGUAGCUUAGAAGAGUUCAUCUAUAACAACGAUAUGGGUGGCGCUGCAAUUAUAAAAGCUCGAGACCAACCACGGCUUUACCAACAGGUUUUUCCUCAAAUUUUAAAAGGCCUACAAGCUAUCCACUCAAUUGGCUGGGUGCAUCGCGACAUUCAUUAUCAAAAUAUUCUUGUAGCCAUGCCCGAGCCAACUAAAAUAAGUGAAAUCAAAAUUAAGAUUGCUGACUUUGGUCUUGCUCGGGAAAUUGAAUCGACAUCACAAAAACAAACGCUCACCCCAUAUCCUAAUGGAGGCCUACUCGCUGCGCCGGAGCUGGCAACCAAAUGUUAUGAUAAAAAAGUUGAUUUAUACAGCGCAGGAAUUGUGUUGUAUUUUCUUAGCCGUUACCUUGAAGACCGGUUCCAAUGGAUAGAUGAGAUUAAAAAGCUGAAAAAGGAUGCACCCUUUUAUGAUCAUUUGUAUUUUAAAGACGACGAGGUUUUAAUAACCAUGAUUAUGUCGUUGAAAGCCAAGGAACCUAAGGAACGACCGACUGCAGAGGAAGCUUUGGAGAAAAUGAAAGAAUCGAUAAAUGCACGUUUGCCAGUUACCGAAACUUACCCAAGCGAAGGGAAAAAUAUUUUGGUAAAGAAUGCAGGCGACCGGUGGUGGAAACGAUGCAACGCUGCUGAUUUUACCUUGUCCAGUUUAAAAGACCAGAUACGCAGUUGUACUGGUCUUAAACUCGAAAACGGAACAUUAAUUCAGAUCACUGACAUGUCUUUUACAGGAAGUGAUACACCACAGCAAGUUGAAGUUGAAAUAGAUAAUGACGUUCAAGUUGAAAAGAUGUUUCUAAGUGCCAAAAGACCAGGAAAAGAAAAAGCAAUCCGUAUCGUAGUGCAUGAAGUGCACGAAAAAAUGGACACGUCUAAUUAAUUCGCCUAUAGCUUAAACUUGCACGAGGAACAACAUUUUAACUUUAUAUAUAUACACGAACGAAAUUAGAACUAUUAAGAAGCACUUUUAUUACUUUAUAACAUAAUUCCACUUUAAAAUAAAUUAGGUUGAAGCAUACUGCUACAGCAUAAGUUUGAAUAAAGCAUCUGUUAUUGACUAUAAUCUUACUUAUUAUAUAUUAUUUGGGGAGUCACUCUGACCCCAAGAUUACUUUUAGAAGAGGGAAAUUUUUGAUCUUUUCGAAAGUGAUUGGACUGUAGUUGCAAUUCAUACUGUGCAAUUAUACAGAUACGCCUCUCACGAACAAAACUGGGCCUGAGCUUGGACAAAUCUGCCAUUUCGUUUGAGGAAUGUUUACAAAUGAUGCCGGAUGACGUACAUUCUAUCACAAUGCAUUGCGGUCGAAAAUCGUUGAAAAAGCAAAUUGACAUUUCUGAAGGGCAUGUACAGGAAUUUGAAUUCAUUAGGUGUUCAUGACUUUUUUCCCCAGUCAUUUAUGGUUAAUGCUCGCAAUAAUUAGACGUUUUAUGCAACUGCACUCUCAUGUUUUUAAUAAAUCCCAUACAUCAAAAUGUUCUUCGUACGGUCAUCGCAGUUCACUUUAGGCCGGUUUUGGUUAUGAGGUAAAUGGGAUCUUAUCUUCUAGUGCGAUUCCCUUCUUCUGACGCAUGUGAAGGAGUAGAAGAGGUAUGAAUGUUCUGAUUUUAUGUACCUUCAUCUGAACAUUCAUCAUUCAUUCACUCGUUCACAUCCAUCAGAAGAAGGAAAUCGCACUAGAAAUCGCAGCAAAAAUUUCCUUAAGUUCCAUUGUCGUUAACGUCAAUACACUAUCCUUAGAUGUGAAGAAUCAAACAACAAGAAACCAUCAAGUAAAUUACCAAAAGACAUUAAGACUCAACCUAAACCCUCAGAUAAACCUGACGAUGGCAAACCCCACACUCCACAUCUCUCUACCAAACUAAACAUCCUACACCCCAGCCACGGUAUAACUACCAAACCCCCUGAUGUGAACCUCUCCACCCACCUAUCAGCCCACCUUACCAAUAAAGACGCAUCCCAACCCAACACCCCGUCCAAAAAACCCUCGCAUCUUGGACUAGACCCGGAUGACCUGCCCCUCAGUCGUCUGGUGGGCACCUCAACUCCGGGAGAUAAUACCCCCGAUGGAAAAACCCCGAUGGAAACUAAGACCCCAGGUGUCAAAACUCCGCUAUCAAGCCCUGGUGAUGGCUUUGGUGACUUGUUGUCUACACCACUAUCUGGUGAUGCUCACAAGGUAAGUCCGUUUCAGCUUUAAUUAAAUGAUAUUUGAAAAAUACGCUGUCAACGUCAUCUGGCGACAUCGUUAACUGACAACAUUCGUCAUUAACAUUCGGCAAAACCUGCAAUCGGCCUGAUUAAUCGCAGCGUGUAACAAGAAUGGACCAUUCCCCAAUUAACCAAAAUUUUGAUCUCAACAAGUCUAGACAAAAUUCCAUCAUAGCUUGAAAGAGCAUCACAAAAUUAGUAAUAUUCCAACGUUUCGUGGCAAAAUGUUCUAAAAUGUGGAUAAUAUAGCCUUGCGAAGUUUGCAAUUUUCAGUCAUUUUGUAUUGCGCACAGAAGUGGUAACCAUUUCUCGUUUGUAAUCUAAAAUGACUGAAAAUUGCAAAUUUCGCAAGGCUAUAUUAUCCGCAUUUUACAACAUUUUGCAACGAAACUUUGGAAUAUUACUAAUUUUGUGAUGCUCUUUCAAGCUGUGAUGAAAUUUUUGUCUAGACUUGUUGAGAUCAAAAUUUGGGUUAAUUGGGGAAUGGUCCAUUGAUCAGGAUUGGCUGGAUAUUAACUCAUGUGAGGUUUCGGGUGCGCACUCGUCAAAGACAAAUGCCUUUCUCCUCUGAGUUCGUGGGUUUGAUUCUCGCUAUGGACUCAUGUGAAAAGAGUCAGUCAACGCUCUUGCGGAAAGUCGUGGGUUUUCUCCGAGUGCUCCGGUUUCCUCCCACAGGGAAAGUUGACAGGGUGGGUUAGAAUAAACACAGUUAGGAAAGUAAUAUCACAAUUGUUGUAAAGAUAAAAUAGUCUAGGCUAAGUGUGUAAUUAGGUAAGCGUAUAAUACUUGAUGUAAAGAGCAUUUGAUCAUAUUUACAUGUAAAUUUGCGCUAUAGAAAUGCUAAUCUUAUUCGUAACUCGAGAGUAUCAGAGUCGAUGAGAUCUGGCGGUGAAACAGGAGCGAGUGUUUUCACUGUCAUCACCCUUCAAUCUCUUUUGACCGAGGCUAAAGUGUAAAUAAGUUGUCACUAAUAUAUGAAAAUUGCUGUUUUUCUAGGGCUUGAGACGUGCUCAUGGUAAGUUCACUCAUCAUUUGGAAAUUUUCAUAAAAAUACUUGCUUUAUAUGUCUUCUUGCUGACUAACAAUUCAUAAUAAAGUACCUGUCGAAGACUGCAGAGCGCAGGCUGGCAGUGUUCGUGUUUAAAUAAAUUUUACGAUCAGAGAACGUUUCAGAACUUUAUUAUGAAUCCUGGUCGCGCAUCUAGCAUUUUUAAUAUAACAGUUCAUACUUUCACGCUUUGUAGUAUUUGCUCCGAAAGAACUGCGUAUCGAGUUGGAUCAUAACAAGUUUAAAUGUGAAUAUCAAGAUUGUGAUAAAUCCUUCCGUAAAGCAUCCUUACUCGACUCUCAUGUCAAGUACUAUCACAAUUCACCGCCGGACAACAAACGAAAACGCUCGUCAGGUAUGGUGAAAUUUAUACUGGAUAGUUCUAUCAGUUCUAAACUGUUCUCCCUAGAGGUCCAGUAAGAGUCAUCUCUUAUUGAUCCAGUGUUACUACAGGAGAAAACCUAAACUAAACUAACUUUAUUUAUACUAGAUAGCUUUAUCAGUUCUCAACUGUUCUUCCUAGAGAUCUUGUAAGGAUCAUCUCGUAUUGAUCCAGUGUCACUACAGGAGGAAACCUAAACUAAACUAACUUUAUUUAUACUGGAUAGCUCUAUCAGUUCUAAACUGUUCUCCCUAGAGGUCCAGUAAGGAUCAUCUGUUGUAUUCAUUUGUCAGUUAUAUCCUUCUUGUCAUUUUAGCGUCGUGGAGUGAAGAAGAUAUCUUUGAGUCAGGUCAGCCAAAGAGACGAACCAAGCGACAGUCGACAUCAGAUGUUUCUAUCGGUUCUGUUGGUGAUCUAUCAGUUGAAGCUCAGUCGCCUACUGCAUCAGGUAGAACCAUAGAUUACCGUAGAUAUUUAGUUUUUAAUGUUGCAAGUCCAGUGUAGGUGCUAUUCAACCAACUGUCAACCGUAUUAAUGUGCGCGCCCACGGCAAAUCUCUAAAAUACAUCAAAUUCUCCAACAUGAUUUUUUGUAGAUAUUCAUGUCGAAGUUGAACAUGAUCUAGAUGAUGAAGAUAUGGAUAUCUCGGAUCACAAGGGAGAAGAUGUCGUCAGGUGUUUAUGUGGAGUUUAUGAAGAUUCAGGAAUGAUGAUACAGGUAUGGUCCAGUGAGCUCGAUGUAUCUAUCUGGAGGAAGAACUCCUCCAGUCAUUUGGUUUAUAAGAGCUGUCGCUUAUUGGAGCUCUAGAGAGUAUAAACGCGCUCUAAUCUUUUCUUGUUGUUUAGUGUGAGCAAUGUUUUACUUGGCAACACAGUGAUUGUGUGAAUGUUGGUGAGGAACAAGUCCCCACGAAAUAUUUCUGUUAUGUCUGCAAGAAUCCACCAGGUAGGUCAGAUUCUGCGUUUCACUAAAGCAUAUUGUGCUCACUUCGUA
Molecule: messenger RNA, 11578 nt
Organism: Paramuricea clavata
Lineage: Eukaryota; Metazoa; Cnidaria; Anthozoa; Malacalcyonacea; Plexauridae
Source: the annotation of a GenBank genome assembly